Staurois parvus is the source of this 412-nucleotide messenger RNA. The record is from the annotation of a GenBank genome assembly. NCBI's taxonomy places the organism in Eukaryota, Metazoa, Chordata, Amphibia, Anura, Ranidae.
CAACUGCCAGUUUUCGGCAGUACUUUCCUCACGCUCUGACAGCGUGAGGAAAGUGCAGCCGAGAACCGGCAAUUGCAUUUCCCGGUGAUCAGCGUGUCAUUGGACACGGCUGAUCACGUGAGCGUGAGGAAAGUACUGCCAAGAACCGGCAGUUGUCAGAGCAGGGAUCGGCACCGAUCAUCAGGGCACUGAUUGGUCGGUGCCCAGCAGUGCCACCCACCAGUUCCGUGCCCACCUGUGCCCAGCAAUGCGCCCACCUGUGCCCAGCAGUGCACCCUCCAGUGCCACCCAGUGCCACCUACCUGUGCCCAGAAGUGCCACCUACCUGUGCCCAGCAGUGCCACCCACCUGUGCCCACCAGUGCCACCCACCAAUGUCCAUCAGUGCAGCCAGUCAGUGCCACCAGUCAGUG